CUCUACCUGCACGCUCCAAACUGGUUCAGACAACACUCCUCUCUUCUCUUCUCCCACGCGUCCCCCAACCCUCCUCUCCGCUCCCACCUACCCUUGCUCCCCCCUCUCAUCUACCUGUUCGCUAUCCCGCACCGACCACCUCCCCCGCCACUUCCGUAAUCGCCAUCUGGAGAGUUUCGACCCGUCCUCCUCACCCUCUCCACCCCACUACACCUAGGUCUCGUUUCCGUCUCCACAACACAACUUCGUCUCUUCGCUUCCCUAGACCAUCUCCACAACAUGUCCUCAGAAGAGCCCCAACCCGGUCCCGGUCAAGAUGCCAGCCGCGUCGCCGACCAACUGGACCGCCUCAACAUCGACGGUGAGGGCGAAGUAGCCCCGCGCACCGAAGAGGAAUACGCCGAGUCGCAGCUCACCCUUCGAGCCAUUGUUUCGUCCAAGGAGGCCGGUGUCAUUAUUGGCAAGGCGGGCAAGAACGUUGCUGACCUGCGCGACGAGACUGGCGUGCGCGCCGGUGUCAGCAAGGUCGUUCAAGGUGUUCAUGACCGUGUCCUCUCCGUCACUGGCAGCCUCUCUGGCAUCGCCAAGGCAUAUGGCCUAGUCGCCAAAGGUCUGCUCGAAGGCGCUCCUGCAAUGGGCAUGGGCGGCGUUAUCCGCACGGACGGCACUCAUCCUGGUACCAAGCUAACUUCUGUAGCCAUCCGCCUGCUCAUCUCGCACAACCAAAUGGGUACCAUCAUUGGUCGCCAGGGCCUGAAGAUCAAGCAGAUUCAGGAUGCCUCUGGCGUUCGUAUGGUUGCGCAGAAGGAGAUGCUCCCCCAGUCCACCGAGCGCAUCGUCGAAGUCCAAGGAUCGCCUGGCGGUAUCGAGAAGGCUAUCUGGGAGAUUGGCAAGUGCCUCAUCGACGACUCCGAGCGCGGCUACGGUACUGUCCUCUACAAUCCUGCCGUCAGGGUUCAGCCUGGCGCUGGCCCCGUCCCACUAUCCAACGGUGGUGGUGCACCUAGCGGUGGUAUGGGCGGACGCUCGUACAACCGCACUGGUCAUGGCGCUGAUUUCAGUGAUUCGCCUCCUGCCUUUUCCCGACGAUCUGGCUCCGAUGCCGCGAGCAGGCCUCCGCCCCCAACGCAUACCGAAGAUGGCGAAGAGAUGCAGACUCAGAACAUCAGCAUCCCAUCUGACAUGGUUGGCUGUAUCAUUGGACGCGGCGGUAGCAAGAUCAGCGAGAUUCGCAAGACCUCCAACGCCCGUAUCUCCAUUGCGAAGGCACCCCAUGACGACACUGGCGAGCGCAUGUUUACCAUCACUGGUAGUGCCAGUGCUAACGAGAAGGCGCUCUAUCUUCUCUAUGAGAACCUUGAGGCUGAAAAGAUGCGUCGCAGCCAGGCCCAGGAGUAG
Molecule: messenger RNA, 1398 nt
Organism: Alternaria alternata
Lineage: Eukaryota; Fungi; Ascomycota; Dothideomycetes; Pleosporales; Pleosporaceae
Product: poly-binding protein 4
Exons: 4
Coding region: 280-1398 (372 amino acids)
Biological process (GO): 3'-UTR-mediated mRNA stabilization
Cellular component (GO): nucleus; cytoplasm
Molecular function (GO): mRNA 3'-UTR AU-rich region binding
Source: RefSeq, a predicted model, not a curated record